AUGUAUAAGUAUGAAUCUAAACGAAAAUGCCGCCUUAUCAAAAUUGAACCAUGGGAUGAAACAAGUAGUAAUGUACAUAAUUCUAUUCAACAGAGUAAUUCGUAUAUUGAUGAUGAUGAUGAUGACGAGGAGGAGGAGGAGGAGGAGGAGGAAGAGGAGGAUAGUAGUGACUCACUUACUUCAAAAUCUGAUUUAACUGAUUUACGAUGUUGUUUGCUGUCAGCUUGUUGUGAAACCUGUACAUGUUGUACAAUGUCUAAACAGUAUGAUUCAAUUUAUUACAAAAUACAAAAUUUAACUAAAUCCUGUCCAAAUGCUUGUCCUAGUAUAGUCCCUAAAGUAGAAGAAGAAGAAUGGAAGUAUCCAUCAAAUAGAAAUGCACGUGAAUAUGCAAUGUGUCAGUGUUGUUAUUCACCUAGUGGAAUAAUUUGCAUGAAAUACUUGGAUAUAUUAUGCUGUCCAUUAUUUCCUAUAUGGGAUAUGUUUAAAGGAUGUGAUUAUGGUUAUCGACGUUUUCGUAUUCAAGCAAUAUUAGAUCGUUAUAAAGAUUCACAUAAACAGAGAUAUAUCACUUGUAUAUAG
This is a messenger RNA of Heterobilharzia americana, 582 nucleotides long. NCBI's taxonomy places the organism in Eukaryota, Metazoa, Platyhelminthes, Trematoda, Strigeidida, Schistosomatidae. The record is from the annotation of a GenBank genome assembly.